Messenger RNA from Guyanagaster necrorhizus, 585 nucleotides. RefSeq names its product ribosomal protein S17e. The transcript has 4 exons. Gene Ontology annotation, biological process: translation. The record is from RefSeq and is a predicted model, not a curated record. Gene Ontology annotation, cellular component: ribosome. Gene Ontology annotation, molecular function: structural constituent of ribosome. The annotation marks the transcript as partial. Lineage: Eukaryota; Fungi; Basidiomycota; Agaricomycetes; Agaricales; Physalacriaceae.
CCGUCCUCAGUCUGCAUUCCCUCCCUACCGACUCGAUUCGACAUUCAGUAAGAUGGUGAGUUCGCCGUCAGUGACAUCGCCGAUGUCGCAGCUGAUGAUAUUCUCAGGGCCGUGUUCGCACCAAGACGACAAAGAGGGCUUCCCGUGUUCUCAUUGAGAAAUACUACCCCCGCCUCACCCUCGACUUUCACACCAACAAGAGGAUAAUCGAUGAAGUCGCCGUCGUACCCUCAAAACGCCUACGCAACAAAAUCUCCGGCUUCACCACUCAUCUCAUGAAGCGCAUCCAAAAAGGUCCCGUCCAUGGUAUCUCCUUCAAGCUUCAGGAAGAGGAGCGUGAGAGGAAGGACAACUACGUCCCAGAGGUGUCGGCGCUCGAUACCAGUGCUACCGGUCUGGAAGUCGAUACUGAGACCAAGGAACUUCUCCAUGCGCUCAACUUUGAUAAUAUCCAAGUAUCGGUCAUCCAGCCAGCCGUUCCGGAGAGGGCCCCCAGGAGGGAGAGGAGGAACGUACCCGGUGCUGGGCGAUAGAUGUUUAUUGCUAUCCAUGUAUGCACAUGAAUCGUAUGCUGGCUUCCUUGCA